AAAUCUAUAUUCCUGCAUGUAUACCGAAGAAUUGGCCAUAGAUUAGAGAAGAACAGAUAAGUAGAUCACCAUUCGGACCUCAUCGACUGGUCUGACCAGUUCGACCGUAAACCGGCAACUUCAACGAUUUGGUUCCUCAAGUAAUACCAAACAUUCAAAAACCAAAUGAAAACCGCUGAAUCGGUCAGAAAUCGGACGGUCAGACCGGAUCGGGACCCGGUCGGUUCAAAAAAAAGAAAGAAAGAAAAAACGCGAGAAGCGGCUUCUCCCAGCCCUAGAGCGGUAGAGCCCCUUCUCCGAUCUCGUUCCUUCUCCCACCAGAAAGCAGAACAAGCUUGAAGCUUCUCUCUUCCAAAUAAAAACGGAAAUCCUCGCCUAUACCACCACCGCAGGCCGCAAGCAGUGAGCCACUGCCGCCGUUUGUUGCUGUCAGGGGCUUCUCUCCGUCCGUCCGUCCGUCGGCAUUCUCCAAAGAAAAACCCUUGUUCGCUCUCACAGUCUCACCAGUUGCAGGCGCGCAGCUUCUUCCUCGAGCUCGGCUACUGUCGUCUUCGUUUUCCUCAGCUCCUCCUCGUGACCUCGUGAGAUAUUCACCCCCAGACCCAGAAAGCACUAAGCCUCCAUCUCUUCUCUCUUCUUCAAGCUGUAUCGCCGCCGCCGUCCUAGUGCCGCCGUUCUAGCGCCGCCUUCAAAUCUGCUCCAGUCGCCGUCCCCGCUGCUCAACGGCCGUCGCAACUCGUCUCUGCCGUCGCAACUCAUCUCUACCGUUGCAACUGGUCGAAUCGUCUCAACUGCGUCGCCUCAUUUCCACUUCUGUCGCGCCGCCUCUUUUCCGUGGGGCUCCAACCGUCGUCUGUUCCAGUUCCGUCGCCUGUGUUUUCUAGUUCGAGUUCCUCAUUUGUGCUCCCUCCCCCUCACCUGUGUUUGAGUUCCAGCCCUAAUGGAAGAACUUUGUAGAGAACGAAACACCUCAAUUUGCUUCACAGCACAACACAACACUUCACUGUUCGUUCUGAUUACUCUUUGAAAUUCAAUCUUCACCGCGUGGAAUGGUCGAGUGUGAGCCCUAACAAACCCCUUCGGUUCCCCACUGCAAUUUUCAACAUUUGCCACCAAUGGACAAGUCCAGCGCCUUGGAGUACAUCAACCAGAUGUUCCCAAAUGAGGCAUCUCUGUCUGGUGUGGAGCCACUGAUGCAGAAAAUCCAGAACGAGAUUCGCACUGUAGAUGCCGGAAUUCUAGCUGCUGUUCGCCAACAGAGUAAUUCAGGAACUAAGGCAAAAGAAGAUCUUACUGCAGCUACACGUGCUGUGGAGGAACUUAUGUAUAAGAUCCGAGAAAUAAAAACAAAAGCUGUACAGAGUGAAACGAUGGUUCAAGAAAUAUGUCGCGACAUUAAGAAAUUAGAUUUUGCAAAGAAGCAUAUAACUACAACAAUUACUGCACUUCAUCGUCUUACAAUGCUUGUCUCUGCUGUUGAACAGCUUCAAGUCAUGGCUUCAAAACAUCAAUAUAAGGAAGCUGCUGCACAGCUUGAGGCAGUGAACCAGUUAUGCAGUCACUUUGAGGCUUAUAAGGAUAUUCCAAAGAUCAUAGAACUAAGGGAGAAGUUUAAGAAUAUCAAGCAAAUACUUAAGUCACAUGUGUUUUCUGAUUUUUCUAGCUUAGGUACUGGAAAGGAGAUGGAAGAAACUAAUUUGUUCCAGCAGUUGUCUGAUGCUUGCUUGGUUGUUGAUGCAUUAGAACCUUCUAUUAGGGAAGAGUUGGUAAAUAAUUUCUGCAAUAGGGAGCUUACUUCAUAUGAACAAAUUUUUGAAGGAGCUGAACUAGCAAAAUUGGAUAAAACUGAACGAAGAUAUGCUUGGAUUAAGCGCCGAAUGAGAUCAAAUGAAGAGAUUUGGAAAAUUUUUCCAUUUUCAUGGCAUGUUUUAUAUCGUCUAUGUAUCCUAUUUUGUAAGAAGACAAGGAAACAACUUGAGGUUAUUUUUUCUAAUCUAAAGGAAAAGCCAGAUGUGGGGACCCUGUUGUUGGCUUUACAGCGAACUUUAGAAUUUGAGGAUGAAUUGGCCGAGAAAUUUGGAGCAGGCACUCAAAACAGGGAGGUUGGGAAUGAGAUUGAGGAAAUAGGUAGGGGAGCAAAUUCUGGCAGUAAUGCUUCUGAUAUCCGGAGGAAGUGUGAGAAAAAGCUUGCUGCUCAUCAAGGAAGUGACAAUGGGGAAAACAGUAGAAGUAAAGAUUUGGCGGUACCUGGAGCUGGGUUCAAUUUUCGUGGAAUUAUUUCAUCUUGCUUUGAACCUCACUUAACAUUAUAUGUAGAAUUGGAAGAGAAAACACUAAUGGAAAAUUUAGAGACACUCGUUCAGGAGGAGACAUGGGAUAUUGAGGAGGGAGGUCAGAAUAGUAUUUUAUCCAGCAGCAUGCAGUUGUUUCUCAUAAUCAAGAGGGGUUUGAAGAGAUGCAGUGCGUUAACAAAGAACCAGACACUAUUUAAUUUGUUCAAGGUUUUCCAAAGAAUUCUUAAAGCAUAUGCUACAAAGCUCUUUGCAAGACUCCCAAAGGGUACUGGAAUUGUUGCUGCUGCCACAGGCACGGAUGGACAGAUAAAGACAUCUGAUAGGGAUGAAAGGGUGAUUUGUUUCAUUGUUAAUUCAGCCGAAUAUUGCCAUAAAAUGGCCGGUGAACUGGCUGAGAGUGUUUCCAAGAUAAUAGAUCAUCAGUAUGCAGAUGGGGUGGAUAUGUCAGAAGUGCAGGAUGACUUUUCAGCUGUUAUAACAAAGUCAUUGGUGACAUUGGUGCAUGGCCUGGAAACCAAGUUUGACGUUGAAUUGGCUGCAAUGACACGUGUACCAUGGGGUACUCUUGAGAGUGUUGGUGAUCAGUCAGAAUAUGUUAAUGCCAUAAAUCUGAUUCUUACCACUAGCAUUCCUACUCUUGGAAGUCUUCUUUCUCCUGUCUACUUCCAGUUCUUUCUGGACAAGCUUGCAUCAUCUCUUGGUCCCCGCUUCUAUUCUAACAUUUUCAAAUGCAAGCAAAUAUCAGAAACGGGCGCUCAACAGAUGCUACUGGAUACACAAGCUGUUAAGACAAUCCUUCUUGAGAUUCCUUGCCUUGGUAGACAGACUUCAGGUGCUGUUGGCUAUUCCAAGUUUGUAAGCCGCGAGAUGAGCAAAGCUGAGGCACUUUUGAAGGUUAUACUGUCUCCAGUUGAUUCUGUGGCAGAUACAUACCGAGCAUUACUACCUGAGGGUACACCAAUGGAAUUUCAGAGAAUACUGGACCUUAAGGGUCUUAAAAAAGCGGAUCAACAAAGCAUUCUUGAUGACUUUAAUAAACAUGGCCCUGGAAUUAAGCAAACACAGAUUACACCUACAGUUGUCCCAGCUUCCCCCAUGGCUCCGGUGGUGCCUAAUCCCUCUGCCGCUGGACUCAUGGCAUCUCGGGAGGAUGUACUAACUAGGGCAGCCGCACUUGGACGAGGAGCUGCCACCACAGGGUUCAAGCGAUUCUUGGCUCUAACUGAAGCUGCCAAAGACAGGAAGGAUGGGCCUUUCCGGAAGCUUUUUAAUCCAUAACGAAGAGUGGGGUAUUGAACGAAAGUUUUUAUCAGAAGCUUUUGGUUGGUUUUUCGUUGUUCCAAGAAAAACUCUGUAUUUUUUUGUUGUAGGUUUAUUUUACUCUAAUUCUUUUUGUAAUUUUACGAUCAUGUUUAUCUUUAUUUCACUUUAUCAAUCGGAGUAGUUUAUUAAAAUAAUGUCUAAGAAUAUUUAUUCCA
This is a messenger RNA of Arachis ipaensis, 3772 nucleotides long. NCBI's taxonomy places the organism in Eukaryota, Viridiplantae, Streptophyta, Magnoliopsida, Fabales, Fabaceae. The record is from RefSeq and is a predicted model, not a curated record.